Messenger RNA from Dendronephthya gigantea, 3302 nucleotides. Its product is annotated as sushi domain-containing protein 2-like. Gene Ontology annotation, biological process: cell-matrix adhesion. The coding region runs from base 40 to 3030 and encodes 996 amino acids. NCBI's taxonomy places the organism in Eukaryota, Metazoa, Cnidaria, Anthozoa, Malacalcyonacea, Nephtheidae. The record is from RefSeq and is a predicted model, not a curated record. The transcript has 15 exons.
ACGUCCACUAGCGAAGCAGUUUUUGAAUAAACGUAAAUUAUGAAGCCUUUCUUAAUAGCUUCAGCUUUCGUGAACCUUUUCCAGGUUGUGUACAUGCGUAUUGAACUUGAAGACUUCUUUCCUUAUGGGCCAAGCAAUGGAGAUUCUUCGGUACCACCUAAUGACGAUGGUAGUUCAGAUCGCAUAAAUAUUGCAUUCCCAUUUCCUUUUUUUGAUGAAGAACAUAAUUCUCUGUUUGUAAACACGAAUGGAGUUAUUUCCUUCCUCUCCCAAGUGUCGCAGUUUACACCUGAUCCUUUCCCUCUUGGAAAUAAUCGUCGCCUUAUUACGCCAUUUUGGGCUGAUGUUGAUACAACAAAUGGGGGUAUUGUUUAUUACCGAGAAACUCAAAAGCUUACUGUUCGAACGAAAGUCUCCGAUGAAAUUAGAAAAUAUUUCGUUCGGCAAAGAAGAUUCGCAGCAAAAUGGGUUAUGAUUGUCACUUGGCUGAAUGUAUCUUACUAUGGUGCAGCCUCCACUCGGCGCAACACCUUUCAGGCGAUAUUGGCAACGGACGGAGUAAGCUCAUUUUCAAUAUUUUACUACAACAAAAUUGAAUGGACUUUCGGUCUCCACAAUAGUACCAACAGAAUUCCAGCGCAGGCUGGUUUCAACGCAGGGGAUAACGUUCGAUAUUUUAAUAUUCCAAAAUCACGCACUCCCGCCAUUAUAAACAUCACGUCAACAUCAAACUACAAAAUUCCUGGGAUGUGGAUAUUUCAGGUUGAUGGAGAGACAGUUCGAAAUACCGGAUGUAGAACGGGUGGCGAUUUAGAACUUUCACCGAGGUCAGGAAUUGAAUUAGGAGGAACUGUGGUGUACAUCGCAGGACCGUGUUACGAUGCUUAUAACGACAUUGUUUGCCGCUUCAAUAACGAUAGUGAGUCAGCAGCAGAGCUGAUCGGUCCAGAACAAGCAUACUGCGUCACGCCUCCAUUGAAUAGUACAGGUCUUAUUCCGGUUGAAUUGUCCUUGGAUGGUGGUGUAACAUUCAAUUUUACCGGUACUUUCCGAUCAAUUCCGUUAGGAAGAAAUCCCGGAGACAUAGACGGCCUUGAAAUGAAACGAUGGGUGAACUCAACAAAAACUCUUUUAACUUGGGAUCAAAAUGAUAUCAAUACCACACAUGUUGAUAUUGAAAUAUCUCAAUUCGAUACUUUUGACUUCCAUCUUCACCAUGGUAGCUUUGCAAGUUUUAAAAACAUCAAAAACUCUGGAAGUUAUCUUCUUGAUUUCAGCGAAGAAAGUAGUUCAGGAAAUACAAUAGGGAACCGAAGGCGAAGAAAUAUAAAAUCACAAUCUGCAGUUGCAAUCGUCAGCAUCAUACCAUCCCCAGUUAGAGAGAAACGAUUUAUUAGAAAGGUUUUGAAGUUUGCAAAACGACUUUUUAGCGCUCCAUUUAUUUUAACUCGAACGCAUGUCAGUGAGGCAUAUUGCAGAACUUGGUAUUCACUUCAAGACAAAGAGAAAAUUCAAAAAAUGGCAGAUGAAUUGCCUCCUUGUCCAACAAGUACGCAACAGAUAGAAGUAGACAAUCAAUUUAUAAAAGAUUCAGCUGGUGGUCUCAGUGACUAUUUUCAUCCGGGAAGUACGUCUUGUUAUCGAUCCCGAGACGCUAGUCCAUCGGGUACAGGUCAGCAAUGUUGCUACAAAGGCAACUCACUGUUGGUUGGACCUCCUGGUGGCGGAACAUUUGAUAUUGUAUCUCCUGGAAGUAGUAUUCUAGCUCACUUCGUACGAGAUGUUAUACCUUGGUUUGCUUGCUGCAAAUACUCCAAUUUUGACAACUGUUAUAAAUAUUACGAUGCAAGACCUUCCGAUGAUGGUUCAAGAUAUAUUCCUCCACCGUUUGGUGGCAUAAGAGGUGAUCCUCAUUUUUCAACAUUUGAUGGAACGUUAUACACAUUUAAUGGUCAUGGUGAAUAUAUUCUUCUGAAAGUGAACAAUGGCAAAGACCUCGAGUUUCAAGGACGGAUGGUACCCAUUCACGACGACACAGGAAGAAAAACAAGGGCAACGGCCCUCACCGCAUUUGUUGUUAAAUCAGCACAGAGUGACAUUACACAGGUCGAGUUCAACAGCAGGCGAACCAUAGACGUCUUCAUCAACAGAGAGCGGGUCGUAUUUGACGAACAAACAAGACUUGACUUCACCGGAGUUUUUAUUGUUAAACAAAAUCAAGCCAAAUUCGGAAUAUAUAUGAAUUCAGGAGUUUCAAUUGAUGUCUCAGCAAUAGAAGAUUUCCUGACUUAUGAAAUCUCAGUCCCUGUAAGAUUCAAAGGAAAAACGACUGGUCUUCUUGGGUUUUGGGAUGACAACAAAGAUCGCGAAUUUUUAUUACCAAAUGGAAGUUUUAUUGGCACAAAUUCAAGUUUUCGAAAACUUCACACUGAAUUUGGUCAGAAGUGGAUCGUAGAGAGGAAUAUGACUUUGUUUAAAUACCAUCCUGGAAAGAGUUACAACAGCUUCUCCAAUAAAAACUUCAUACCAGCUUUUCUGGACGAGACCGGGUCGUUAUUCUCUAAUCUUACUUUAGAGCAAGAAGCAAGGCGUAUUUGUGAGGGGAAUGAGGAAUGUUUGUUUGAUAUCGCAAUUACUGGUAAAAAAGAUAUUGGUGAAGCAACAUUACAAUCUUUGAUUAAGAUAAAGAAAAAGAAAAAGUUAUCAAAAAUUGUUGCCAAGCCUAUUAUCUUUGGUUGUGAUGGAGUUGAGAACAGUUGGAAAAAAGUAGAUUUUUGCGGAGAUUGUGGAGGAGACAACUCAACUUGUACAGAUUGUGAAGGUCGCGUUAGACGUGGUUUCCUUAACACAGAAACAUGUGAUGAUAACAAAACAUUGAAGUUUUAUCUUCUUGUCAUUGGUGUUCCAGUUCUUGUUUUGAUUCUUAUCAUUGCAAGUGGUGCAGUGUGCUACUGGGUUAGGAAACCCUCGCGCAUUUUGAGAAAAUCACAUGCCUCGUCUCAUACCAACAAAGCAUAUGGCAUAUCGUAACACCAUAUCUGGUAUACGAGCUAUGCGGGGGUGUUAGAAAACUGUAUUACCGUGUAAAGAAACGUAUUACCGUAGUCUAGUGGGGCGUAUAAGAUAGUUCUGUUAUAACCUAGUUUGAGCAUUUAGCUAGUUAUUACGCCAAUAAGCAUGCCAUAUAUAUGUAGAUUAGAAAGUUAUGGUUUCCUUUUUCAUCUUGAAAAGAAAAUUUUUAACAACAAGUGCAGAUAUUAAAACAUUUGUAAUCCAGGCAUAUUAGUUUGUCAAUGAAUGUU